UGUGUUUACAGGUAUGUUGGCGUAGGCAAUUCGGAAGAUGUGCAAUUAUUCUACUAUUUUAUUGAGUCGGAGUCUGAUCCAGAAUCUGACCCUGUUCUACUUUGGAUCACUGGAGGCCCUGGUUGCUCUGCUCUAUCUGGCCUUUUCUAUGAGAUUGGACCAAUAACUUUUGAGCCAGUGGAAUACAAUGGGAGUUUGCCUACACUGAUACUGAAUCCUUACUCAUGGACAAAGGUGGCAAGCAUUAUUUUCAUAGACUUACCAGUGGGCACUGGAUUUUCCUACGCGAGAACUCCAGCAGCUCUACAAUCAUCUGAUUUACAAGCAAGUGAUCAUGCAUAUCAGUUUCUUCGUAAGUGGUUUGUCGAUCACCAAGAAUUCUUGAGGAAUACAUUGUAUGUUGGUGGAGAUUCAUAUUCAGGCAGGGUUGUUCCCGUCAUUACUCAAAUCAUAGCAAUUAAGAAUGAAAUGGAAAUCAAACCAUUUAUCAAUCUUAAGGGAUAUUUACUCGGAAAUCCAUUGACUUAUGAAGGUGAAAAAAAUUAUGAGAUUCCAUUUGCUUAUGGAAUGGGACUUAUUUCUGAUGAACUCUAUGAGUCCUUAAAGACCAAUUGUAAAGGAGAGUACCUUAAUAUAGAUCCAAGCAAUACACUGUGUUUGCAAGAUGUUCAGACUUUUAAAGAGGUUGGAUUCUAUCAUGUGCUUGUUAUAUUUGGCAUUAAACGGGUUCAUUAAAAUGCUGACCUUAUAUGCAGCUUCUAAAAAGAAUUAAUAAGCCCCAUAUUUUGGAACCCAAAUGUAAGCGUUUCUCACCAAGGCCACACCAAUUGUUUGGCCAAAGAAGAUCUCUUGAUGAGAAGUUCCAUGAACUUAACAAUCCUCAACAACUUUCUGCACUAAA
Messenger RNA from Lycium ferocissimum, 901 nucleotides. RefSeq names its product serine carboxypeptidase-like 18. The transcript has 7 exons. The annotation marks the transcript as partial. Gene Ontology annotation, molecular function: serine-type carboxypeptidase activity; acyltransferase activity, transferring groups other than amino-acyl groups. NCBI's taxonomy places the organism in Eukaryota, Viridiplantae, Streptophyta, Magnoliopsida, Solanales, Solanaceae. Gene Ontology annotation, biological process: secondary metabolic process; proteolysis. The record is from RefSeq and is a predicted model, not a curated record.